AUGAUCAACCAAUCGCCUGUCGCUCUGCAGGAGCUCUGUGCGUCUCCGCAGUUCAUUGUUAACGGAGCUACGCGCCUGGACUUCCGCCAGGGAAAACUCAAUGACUGCUGGUUACUUUCUGCCAUCGCCUCUCUCUCCGUGCACCGCUCCCUGCUCAAAAAGGUCAUGCCUCUAGAACAGAGCUUCCAAGAAGGAUACAGCGGCUGCUUCACCUUCAAGUUCUGGCAGUAUGGUCAGUGGGAGGAGGUGAAGGUAGACGACCGGUUGCCUACUCAGGACAACAGUCUGAUCUACCUCAGCUCUCCAGAGAGACACGAGUUCUGGAGCUCCCUGCUGGAGAAGGCCUAUGCCAAGGUAAAAGGGGGCUACAGAGCUCUGGACAUGGGCUUCCCUCAUGAGGCAAUGGUGGACAUGACGGGGGGGGUGACUGAGACUUUGACCGCUUCCCAUCUGACCAGAGACCCCCCGGCCUUCCUCAGCCAGCUGCUGGCUAAAGGAGCGCUCAUCAACUGCGCCAACUGCCAGGGUCCUUUGGAGCAGAAGAAUGAACUAGGCAUCAUGUUCAGACAUGCCUACUCUCUGACUGCAGUAGAGAGGGUCCAGACAGCACACGGCACAGUAGAUUUAGUAAGACUCCUCAACCCCUGGGGCAACACCGAGUGGGAGGGGCCCUGGAGUGACAUGCAAGGUCCUGAGUGGAAAUCAGUGAGCGUGGAGGAGCAGAGCAGGCUGCAGAGAGUGAGGCGGGAGGACGGGGAGUUCUGGAUGUUGGUGUCGGACUUCCAGCAGAACUUUGAGACGCUGGAGGUGUGUCACCUGACUGAACCUAUAGAUGAACGGGGAUCCAGCGUGCCGUGGUGCAGCAUAAUGCAUCAUGGGAACUGGGUGCCUUACAUCUCAGCAGGAGGCUCUGCCAAAGAAGGUUCCUUCUGGCAGAACCCUCAGUUCUACUUCACCCUGUCGGAGGUGGACAGCAGCACAGCCAGCACUCAGAAAACAUGCUCCUUCGUGUUGGCUCUGAUGCAGAAACACCAGAGACGCAGGGGCGUUGACCUGAAUAUAGCCCUGCAUAUAUUCCCGGCUCACCCUAAGAACACGUAUCUGUCUCCGGAGGACCUGAGUGCCCAGCGCCCGGUCCUCUGCAGCCCCAGCUACUCCCGCCGCAGGGAGGUGGUCCUUCGAGGCACCCUCCCCCCGGGUCGCUACAUCAUCAUCCCCUCAACACAAGAGGCCAAUCAGCAGGGAACGUUCCUGCUGCGGGUGCUGACGGAGAAGGGCAACGCUGCCACUCCAUCCCACAGACCACCACUAGAAAUCUCUCCAGCAACAGAGGUAAGAGACAAAUCCAUCACUAAAUAAAAUAUAACGACCCCCAGGGAGCACAGAACUCCACCAAGGCCAGUGGUGCAUUCAUGUGAACCUUGGAAGUUUUCCUGACCUACAGCUUUAUACUAACACCACAUGAAUGCAGAACAAAUGCCCUAUGUUGCAAUGUCAACAAGGGUCAAAUAUAGUUUGUGUAUCCAAAAAAAACAGAAUCAGACCUUCAGAUUCAGAAGUGAACAUAAAUGUAGAAAUACU
This is a messenger RNA of Notothenia coriiceps (black rockcod), 1581 nucleotides long. Its product is annotated as calpain-9. The record is from RefSeq and is a predicted model, not a curated record. Gene Ontology annotation, cellular component: cytoplasm. The coding region runs from base 1 to 1359 and encodes 452 amino acids. The transcript has 11 exons. Lineage: Eukaryota; Metazoa; Chordata; Actinopteri; Perciformes; Nototheniidae. Gene Ontology annotation, molecular function: calcium-dependent cysteine-type endopeptidase activity. Gene Ontology annotation, biological process: proteolysis.